AUGUCCCAAAGAUCCUCCACCACCUCCUCAAGAAGAUCCAGCGUCGCAGACCUGUCCAAUGCGGUCUCGAAGCCGCCUAUCCUGCGACCAACGACCAGGACCAAGAAUCAGCGCACGGACUCGCCGGUUCCCGGUACCCCCGUCCGCUCUGUGUACCCCAACAAACCAAUCGAGGUUGACUCUGCCCCUCAGAUUGACAGAGGGUUCAGAGAGGCCACCGGCUCCCGUACUCCCGCCCCAGUGAAGGCAACGGGGAACAAACGUCCGCCAAUCCGCUCGCCCAGAAUUACCGUGCAAAAUGCCGGCGACACCCCUGCCGACACCCGCAAGAAAAGGAAGGUCCUGGAUACGCCUGAAGAGCGACGGAGAGGCGAAGCAAUCAUUGGCUCCGCCACUCUCAGUGUCUCCGGCCUGGACCCGGAAGAGGACGAGUUCACGAGCGAGACCCUGACGAGAGAUGUGGAAUACCUGUCCGGAGACGAAGAGGAGUACUACGGAGCAGAGAAGAACGGAGCCGUCUGCAUGUGCGAAAACCCGGACGAUAGCGCUUCCAUUUAUGGUCGCGUUCUCCAAUGCAAACGCGGAGACCUCUGCUGUGGAAGCCAAUUCUACCACCCAGAAUGCCUCAACAACAAGAGACUGCCCCACCCUCAGGAAGAGGAGGAAGUUCUGCAGGACUACUUCGCCCAGUACAACUUUGUUUGCCCGCCUUGCCUAGAAGACCUCCCAGAGAAUGCGGAGACCGACGGCAAGAUCACGGCGACCAAGCACCCGAACGUUGGCAAGAAGAGAGGACUGCGUCUGGUGCCCUACGACCAUGAGAACCGCAAGUGGAAGACCGACUUCACGAUGAAGACCGGGGAGGGGGAUAUGGAGGAAGGCCGACCGUACCGAGUCUCAGGGAGGGACAUCGAAACCGUCAUGCUCCCGAGCCAAUACAACGAGUAUACGGACGUUCCAUCCACCAUGUACACUCACUGGGAAAAGGAAUUGAUCUUGAAGCAAGCCGUCUUCGUCGUCAUUACCAACCUGGAGCCGCACUACACGCUAUGUGCCAAGGCCCUCCGCAAAGAGCACGGCAUCCACGAGACUCGGGACGACCUAGAGGACCCAAAAGCACUGCUCCGCCAAGCCGCCUUCCCCCGCAUUGACCAACCCAACUACCUUAUCUACGCAGGCCCCAACCUUUGGGAACUCGAGAUCAUCGUAGCAAGCUUUGGCCCCAAACCCAAGGACAAGCCAGAGGACCAGGAGCUGACAUUCGGCGUGCCAAGAGUAGAGUCUGAAUUGUGGUCAAGCCUGGCGUUGAAAUGGCUUGCCACCGGCGACCUUGGUUCGCUCAAGCCAAAGGGAUGGAGGACACCGGCGGGCGAAGCAAAACACAGAGGAUCACCGAGGUUCAGGACUCAAAGGGGGCACCCAGCAGUGGACGCACAGGCGGUCAUCCACGGAGGGGUAUGGACAACGACAACCUCCGGGGGAGAGACAAACAAGGACAAAUUACCUUGCCCCACAGCAGAAAGUCGACACAUCAGAUACAGCCUCAGGUGGGUGGAGUACCUCGACUUCGCGGAGAAUGCCACGGCACACAAGCGCAUGGCCAUUUGCCACAAAUGGAUUGACCCCGCUAGCCAUGCUCGACGGAGGAGUGUUAUCGACAACCUCCCUGCCCAAUGUCAACGCAACAUCCCUGCGGGCUCCCCAGGCACUAUGUGUGUCAUCAACUUCAACGUGACCGUCCACUGCCACGUGAACCCCAACGACCAUGGGUUCACCGUCCAAUACGUCCACGGAAGCUUCUCUGCUGGAGACCUCGCCUUCCGCAAUUUGCAUCUCUGCGCCGACACAACCUCGGGCACGAUCACUUUGGUCCACGCCCAGGUAGAAGAACACACAGUGCUGGAUUGGGGACCACUGCCCGGACGGAGCUGGACCAACACCUGGCGUUUCAGUCAGCCCACCACGACACCACGGGAUGUCCUGCAUGCCCAUAGCCGGAAGGAACUUCAGGAAUCCUGGGCGAAGUACCGGGGCAGCUCAUGGCCUACCCAGGGGCUCAACAUUGCCCAGCGUCCCAAGACCGACGUAAACUUCAACCCUCAAUAUCAGCUCGAGACCCUCAAGACGAGCCUGCAGGAGUCGCCAGACGUCUACAUCGGCCACGCUUCCAUCGCCAGCGGCGACGAAAUCGGCAACCCAGACCAAUUUAACGUGGAUAGACGAAACAUGCUAUCCCGUUACACCGAGGGCGUCGGUGACUUCGCCCCGAUCGCCCGCCUCAAGCAGCAAGAGGCUGCCCGCAGAGCCCACGCCAGCCUCGCCGCCAGCGAGCACACCACCCUCGACGACAUCUUUGACGCAAUUGUCGCUCGGUACCCCACCACCCCUCCGACCUCACCCCCGCAACCACCUCGUCCUGCGCUCCGAGCUAACAUCACGCCCGGAACGAGACUGCUCCUCAAGUACCAACACGUCGUCCCUCUCCCCGAGUCCGACGCCAACGAAAUACUCCGCAGAUGGUGGCUUGAAGUACGCACCCUCAGCGCAGAAGCGCGUCUAGAGCCGACCCAGACCACGACUCAGCGGACGACAAGACCAUCUGGUGCCGGACCAUCCCGCGCUGGUCCAUCCAGCGCGCGCUGA
Messenger RNA from Fimicolochytrium jonesii, 2643 nucleotides. RefSeq lists its product as uncharacterized. The coding region runs from base 1 to 2643 and encodes 880 amino acids. The record is from RefSeq and is a predicted model, not a curated record. The transcript has 2 exons. NCBI's taxonomy places the organism in Eukaryota, Fungi, Chytridiomycota, Chytridiomycetes, Spizellomycetales, Powellomycetaceae.